This is a messenger RNA of Diabrotica virgifera virgifera (western corn rootworm), 1019 nucleotides long. RefSeq lists its product as uncharacterized. The coding region runs from base 371 to 883 and encodes 170 amino acids. The record is from RefSeq and is a predicted model, not a curated record. The transcript has 2 exons. Lineage: Eukaryota; Metazoa; Arthropoda; Insecta; Coleoptera; Chrysomelidae.
UACUCUCAUCGACCACUUACAUUCAAUCUCGAUUAAUCGCGACAGGUAAAGUAAAAUUCUUCUUUCAGUACAAUAAAGUGUUACUUUACUGCCGCAAAUGAGUACAAUAAUGAAUGACUUUAGUGACGGUUGGCGAUAAAAACAAUUAACACAUAUUAAUAUUGAAGAUAUAAAUAAUUGAUGUAUUUUUUGCAAGUUGCCAUCACUUAAAUGUUUGAAUCACUGAUUUGAAACUGGAGUUUGCACUUUUUUGGCUAAAGAGGUUCAAUCUGUGGAUCGUAACUUUCAUAUAAAAUUGAUUUUUUUAUCAUUGCAAGCAAAUGGUUUUCUAGUACAGUCUGGAAAUUAGUUUUCGUAGUCUUGGCAUAAAAUGGAAAACACCUGGACUGUAGUCAAAUUUCCAGACGAAAAUGAUGCUGUGGAAGCAGUGCCCACUUCUUGGUUGCAUAACAAUCUUUGCUACUGGCCACCCUUCCCCAAAAAUGUUAUUAGAGAGGCAAUUGAAUGUUGCAGCAGCCCGGAAAAAAGUUUGUCUUUAUUUAAAUUUGAGCACCUCAAAAACAAUGUUGCUGGUAGUUUUCAAGAAGCCAAAAAGAAAGUAUUUUAUGCCACCCAAAAGUCAGAUCUCGAGUCAGAUUCGCAAAGUUGCCUAGAGAGGGGCUUAAAUAGAAGAAAGAUUUUCAAAAAACGUUUUGAACCGUAUUCGUCUUUUGAAGAAGAUGAAGAAGCAGACGAUUUUCCAGAGCCUCCUGCAUUAAAAAAACCUAAAAUGAGUGACUUGCAACGUGCUGGUGCAAGUACCAGCAGAAUUGAAGAUACACCUAGAAGUGUAUCUAGAAAUACAUUAUUUGGUAGCACAGGUAAAAUAUUAAUGUUUUACUAGAUACAAGCGAAUCUUUUUUUAAGUUGCCUUUGCUGUCAGUUAUACUUUAUUUUUACAUUUUUAAUUAACAUUUCUGUUUUUACAGGAGUAAAAGUGGGCUUUUAUUUAUUAUACGGCGGUUUACAUUUUUUUGUAA